AUGGAUUUCCAAGGUUCCACUCGUACCUGCUACACUUGCGGUCAACCUGGACAUCAGACCCGAGAAUGUCCUAACCGUGGUCCGCCCAAGUGUUACAACUGUGGCGGCGAAGGUCACUUUAGUCGCGAUUGCCCCGAUGGUCCCAAGGACACCAAGUCAUGCUACCGCUGCGGUUUGACGGGUCACAUAAGCCGUGACUGCCCUCAGAGCGGCGCUCCGGCUGGCGGUCCUCAAGGUGGUGCUGGUGGUGGCUCUCAGGAGUGCUACAAGUGUGGUAAGCCUGGCCACAUUGCCCGUAACUGCACUGAAUCGUACGGCUCAAGCAACUACGGAGGAGGUGGUGGCGGCUUUGGCGGCGGCUAUAACGGAGGCGGCGGCCAAGGUGGCAAGACCUGCUAUUCUUGCGGUGGUUAUGGCCACAUGUCUCGCGAAUGUGUAAAUGGUAGCAAAUGCUACAACUGCGGCGAGAAUGGCCACUUCUCCCGUGACUGCACUAAACCCUCGACUGGCGGAGAGAAGAUCUGCUACAAGUGCCAGCAGCCUGGACACGUCCAGUCUCAGUGCCCUAACUAA
Daldinia childiae is the source of this 573-nucleotide messenger RNA. RefSeq names its product DNA-binding protein HEXBP. NCBI's taxonomy places the organism in Eukaryota, Fungi, Ascomycota, Sordariomycetes, Xylariales, Hypoxylaceae. The transcript is spliced from 7 exons. Gene Ontology annotation, cellular component: cytoplasm. The coding region runs from base 1 to 573 and encodes 190 amino acids. The record is from RefSeq and is a predicted model, not a curated record. Gene Ontology annotation, molecular function: single-stranded RNA binding; translation regulator activity; mRNA binding. Gene Ontology annotation, biological process: positive regulation of cytoplasmic translation.